This is a messenger RNA of Trichoderma virens Gv29-8, 1601 nucleotides long. RefSeq lists its product as uncharacterized. Lineage: Eukaryota; Fungi; Ascomycota; Sordariomycetes; Hypocreales; Hypocreaceae. The transcript has 4 exons. Bases 76 to 1311 code for a protein of 411 amino acids. The record is from RefSeq and is a predicted model, not a curated record.
CGUCCGCAAGCUUGCUCCGACAACACCAGCCAGAAUCUCCCAGGAACCGCCCUCGAGCUCCAUCAAUUGCCCACCAUGUCGGAGACCAAGGAGAUCGAUUACACCCUCAACAACCCCGAUACUCUCACCAAGUACAAGACUGCUGCCCAGAUCUCCGAAAAGGUUCUGGCUGCCGUGUCUGAGCUCUGCGUGCCUGGUGCAAAGAUCGUCGAUGUCUGCCAGCAGGGUGACAAGCUGAUUGAGGAGGAGAUUGCCAAGGUCUACCGCGGAAAGAAGAUCACCAAAGGCUUUUCCCACCCGACCACUGUCUCUCCUUCUUCUUACGUGACCCCCUACACUCCUCUCACAACCGAUGAGAGCGAGGCCUCAGCCGAGAUCAAGGAGGGAGAAGCCAUCAAGAUCCAGCUUGGAGCUCAGAUUGACGGAUUUGGAUCCAUUGUCUGCAACACUGUUCUCGCUACCGAAAAGGACAAGGCCGCUGAGCCUAUCACUGGACGCAAUGCCGAUUUGAUUCUCGCCACGCAUUACGCCAAUGAGCUUCUUCUGCGACUCAUGAUUCCCCCUGGACUGCUUGCUCAAGGUACCGACGAGGAGAAGGCCAAGGCUGCUUCGCAAAAGGCCCCUACCCAGGCCAAGAUCACCAGCCUUCUGGAGAAGGUCUGCGAGGCCUACGACACCAAGCUGGUCGAGAGCACCACAUCCUGGCUGUUUGCCCGCAACGACAUUGAGGGUGCCAAGAAAAUCGUCCUCGCCCCCGCUGAGGGAACCAAGGGCGAUGGUGUGCCCGAAGUGGGCGAGGUCUGGGGUGUUGAGAUGGGCGUGAGCCUGGGCUCCGGAAAGGUCAAGAGCUUGGACCAGCGUGCAACUCUUCACCGCCGAACAAACCAGACUUACCAGCUGAAGCGCCCUACCUCCAGGAAGAUCCUUUCCGAGGUGCAGAAGAAGUUUGGUACCUUCCCCUUCAGCUUGAGACAGCUGGAGGAUGAGCGUGAUGCCAAGUCUGGCGUUGUCGAGUGUGUUCGAAGCAACGUUUUCCGCCAGUACGAGCUUGUCGGUGACAAGGACAACCUCCCCGUCGCCAGACUCCUCACAACUCUUGCCAUCACCAAGAACGGCAUCACCAAGCUGGGCGGCGCCCCUGAGCUCGACCUCAGCAAGUACCAGACUGACAAGAAGAUCACCGACGAGGAGAUUCUCCAAAUCCUUGAGCAGCCUCUGGCCAGAAAUACCGGAAAGAAGAAGUCUAAGCCCAAGAAGAAGGCGACCAAGGCCGACGGAACUGCCGAGGAGGGAGCCGAUGGCGAGGAGUAAAGCUUCGGAAACUUGUAUUCGUGUAAAGGGUCGUGUUUGUUGAGUAAAUGGCUGCCCAGAGUUAGGAUAAAGCCUUGUUGAUACUUAGGCAGAAAAUCCGCUCGACGAAACAAAAGAGAUGAGGAAAAAAAAUACAUUUCGGCUUUACAGUUCGUGUAGGCCAAGAGACGGGAUUUUCUGCCCAACACAAUCUAUCUAGGGGAUAGCGGUGGGCUACGAUAGAGGGCUCGUGAGACUAGUGAAGCGAGGCAGUAUAUAUAAAACAUCAAACACAAACUUCGUCUCGAGGC